Messenger RNA from Blepharisma stoltei, 1239 nucleotides. The record is from the annotation of a GenBank genome assembly. NCBI's taxonomy places the organism in Eukaryota, Ciliophora, Heterotrichea, Heterotrichida, Blepharismidae.
AUGGACCCACACGCUAAAUCCUUCCAAAAGAAAAAGCUCUUCUACGUUCUCACAAGUGCAGGAAAACCCGUCUGGACUCGAUAUGGCGAAUGUGCAGACCUUGCAGUUUUUAUUGGUGCAUUGGCUGCAAUUAUCUUCAAAUUUCAGAGCUAUUAUAAUGGUGUUAAAGACUCCUUGCGGUAUCUCCGCACAUCUGAUACAUAUAUAGUAAUCUUGUGCACCGAAGCUUUAUAUUAUGUAUGUAUUUCCAGAGGUAAAGACAGCAUUGAAUCUAUCUACCAUCAAUUAGAAAUGCUGCAUGCAAAAGUUUUGUCAACUUUAACAAGCAGCAUUACACAGACUUUACUAAGCCGCCCUGGAUUUGACGUAGGAAACCUUAUGGGAGGAACUCACGAUGCACUUGACACCUUAAUCCGGACAAGUGCUAUAAGUCCUUGUUUUCUUGAAGGAUUCAUGCCGGUGAGGAUGCCAAUAUCUCAGCGGUCUCAAAUCAGCCAAGCAUUUAAAAACAGCAAUCACGAGGAUAUCUUGUAUGGAUUCCUAAUGACCCCUGAGUUCAUGAUUUACAAGUACUGCAGAAGAGGGGAGCAAAUCCACCCAAUUGAUAUAUUUUUGCUGACUAAUUUGCUGACUUCUUAUGCUUCAUUGAGGUCGACUAUGUCUUGGACUCCGAUUUGUCUUCCUAAUUAUAAUAAUGAAGGAUUUGUGUAUGCUUAUAUCACUUUUAUUCAGGACACGAAGAUAGGAAUUAUAUUGAUAUCAGAUAAUGCGAGUGCUUUUAAAGAUCUUAAAUUUUGUGCAGACGGGAUUGAAAAAGAAAUUGUGAGCCUUAUCCCUGUCCUGAUGGAUGCUAUAAGAAUGAUGCCAUACUCAAUCACUACUUGUGAAGCAGCCGAUUUUAAGCAUUUUUUGUAUAUGCCUAAAGGAGAUCAAUAUUCCAUGCCAAGUUUUUAUCCAUCAACAAGGACGAUUUUGGCUGAAAUUCCUAUUGAAUGUUAUAAGAAAACUCUGAGAAGAUAUUAUUCUGCUUUUAAGCUUUCGAAAUGUGCAGAAUACUUCAAAGGAUAUUAUGUCCGAAUUGAUAUUUAUAGAAAUGAGCAAAUCGUGUGCAUAAGACAGCCAGAAUAUACCUUGCUUGGAUCGAUAUCACCUCUUAUUUCGAGUGCAAGUGUAGUGCAAAGCGUUAACCAGCUGCUGAGAUGGCUGAAGUCAGAAGAACAAAAUCUAUUUAUUAAGUAG